Molecule: messenger RNA, 3227 nt
Organism: Halteromyces radiatus
Lineage: Eukaryota; Fungi; Mucoromycota; Mucoromycetes; Mucorales; Cunninghamellaceae
Product: WD40-repeat-containing domain protein
Exons: 6
Coding region: 167-3157 (996 amino acids)
Biological process (GO): positive regulation of transcription by RNA polymerase I; positive regulation of rRNA processing
Cellular component (GO): nucleolus
Molecular function (GO): RNA binding; protein binding
Source: RefSeq, a predicted model, not a curated record
AUUCUUCUGAUACUUCUAUUUCUUUCGCCUAUUGUUGUGACUCUUGAUCAGUUGUUUAGAUAUUCCUACCCCAAUCUUGCUGGUACUUAUUAGAAAGAACUAGUAAUAGAAAAAAAAAAGUACAAAUCGUAACAACGACAACAACAAUAACAACAAAGUAACGGCCAUGACGAAAAAUAAAUCUACUUCUAAAGCAACAAAGCUAGCCACAGAAGCAAAGAGAACUAAAAAGACUAUGACAAAAGAGUCGAGCAAACCUGUUGAAGUCCUACAUAAAGCGAAGGAACAAUUUGUUUUAUCUAAAACUAUCGGUGGGAAUAUCAGCCAAAGUCCUAUCGAGUUCACCAAGGAUUCAAAAUAUUUCUUUUCAGGGGUUGGAUCUGCCAUCAAGAUUUUUAGUAUUGCGACUGGUGCAGCUGUCAAAGUAUUGUCAAGAUCUUCUGGAGAAGGAUCUCAUCGAGAUAAGGUUACUGCAGUUUUCCUAAAUCCCAAGAAUCCAUUACAACUGUUCUCAGCUAGUUUGGAUGGAACGAUCAAGUUAUGGGAUUAUAAUGACGAAGUUCUUUUGAAGACUUUCCAUGUUGGUCUGCCUAUUACACAUUUCCUUUUGUCACCAACUGAUCCUGAACAAGUUUAUCUGUUGGUAGCUCCCUACUUACAGAAGAAGAAGAAACAAACAAUUGAUGAAGAUGUUGAUAUGACCUUGGAUAAAAAGAAUAAUUCCAAAAUGGUUCAAGUACUUCAAUAUAGUCUGACCAUCUCACCUGGAGAAGAGGAUAAGGAAGACGGAAAUCGAUCGCGUUUGGUGGCUGAAUUGGAUGAUUGUCACUGUAUUGCUAUUUCUGCUGAUGGAACUUAUCUUGCUCUGGGGACGAUUUUUAAUUUGUAUAUUUGGACUAUCAAUCAAGGUGAAAAUAAGGUUCCUUCUACUCAACUUCAAAGCUAUCUAGUUCGGGAAGGCAUCUCGCAAAUAGCAUUCAAUCCAACAAAAUUAUAUUUGGCCGUUGGACAACGCACAGGACGUAUUACAUUCUACCAUUGUUUUACUCCCGAGACAGUAAAAAAUCCUACUUUGACAUCUCAUCAUUGGCAUUAUAGUCCAGUUCAAUCAUUGAAAUUUAUGCAUGAUGGCAAUUAUCUUCUUUCUGGGGCUGGAGAAUCAGUAUUGGUAGUAUGGCAAUUGGAUACAGGAUUUCGUCGAUUCUUCCCUCGUUGUGGUGGUGAUAUUCGUUAUAUCAAUAUUACGCCUAAUCACAAGUAUUUCUCUCUGUCAUUGGGAGAUAACUCUAUUCGACUAAUCAAUGGAGUCACGCAAGCUGUGGAACAAGUUAUUCAGGGCGUACAACAAUGGGAUGCUAGACAAGGACAACUAGAACUUCAAGAACAACAAAACGAUCGAACUUAUAAUAGUACAGAAUCCACUAAUUUAGUAUGGGCAGAAGGCAUGACGGUAGAACCUCGUAAUCAUCAUCUAGUCUUGAAUGGUUCUCCUGGCACUCUACAAUUUUAUGAUGCUAAAGUGGAUAAUCAAGCCUUGGAUUUGGAAAUUAUUCCUAACAGUGGAAAUGCUCGUGCUGUGGUUGGAACUGUUGAUGCUACCAUCGAUCGAGGACAUGUUUCUCAUGUUUCUUUCUCUCCUAAUGGUGAAUGGAUGGCCACUGUUGAUAUGCGAAAUGAUCAAGUCACCGCGGUCGAAGUCUAUCUUAAAUUUUGGUUAUGGGAUCAUGAUCAACAAACUUAUGUUUUACAUACACGUGUAGAUCGUCCUCAUUCGAACGAAAUCACCUCCUUAUGUUUCCAUCCUUCGACCUCUUCACCUAUGGUUGUCACUACCUCCAUGGAUAAAUCAUUCAAAAUAUGGCACCUUACUUCUUAUGAACCAAGAGAAUCGAUCGUCAUCGAUCAAUCUGCUUGGACAUGUCGCUCAGUUGGUGUAUAUCGUGACUUUUGGCCCACUGCUUCUACCUUUUCUCUUGAUGGAAGUAUGUUGACUGUCGCUUUUGGUCCAGUAGUCACUGUUUGGGAUCCUUAUCAAAAUGUUUUACAAGGUGUUCUUACUACUCCAGAAGUGGAUUAUAUCAAAUCUUUACAUUUUGUCAAUGAUACUCCUUAUCUUGUUUCAAGAAGCAAAACUCAUCUGUUUGUAUGGAAUUUGCUGACUUGUACAGUUUGGUGGAGUUAUCAAAUGCGAACAAGAUAUGUAUCUGUGGAUCCAAGAGCAGAUCGAUUUGUGGUCGUUGUCAAGGAUGAUAAGAAUGAAAUGUCUCAAUUGGUUUUAUUUGAACCUUCUUCUCCUCAGCCAUUACUUGUCCAGUUAUUGAACUAUGUAUGUCAAGGUGUUGCGUGGGUACCCUUUUCUCAACAGCCUAAUCAACAUCAUCAAAAUAGAGCAGAUGUUGAUGGUAAACAAAAUGGAAUUCGCGAUCCUACACCAUCUACUAAACUGACAGGCAGCGAUUUGGCCUAUUUGCAACCUAACCAUACCAUCAAGAUUUUGUCUAUCAUUAACGCUAGCAAUAAGGUCGGUAAAAAGGAGAAUAAUCAGAUUAAAGAACAAGAAGAAGGGGUCACUCCUUUAGCGACAAUCAAAGAUCCAAGCUUACUUGAUGACACCUAUGGUUCCCGACAACAACAAAAGAAGAAGGAUGCCUUGCAACUUCAAUCACGUCUUCAUGCUAAUGUUUUGAUGCGAGAAGAUGCAAUUCAUGGUAAAAAUAGGACAAAAUCAAGCAAUAACGCCUCUCAAGUCGACGGGCUUUUGGACGCACCCAGCCACGUGCUACCUAGUGUUGAUACAUUAUUUGAAACCUUUAUGACGACUUUGAUGGAUCUAAGAGUAUCAGAAAAGUGUGAUGAUGAUGACAGUAACCGUGCUGAUGCUGAAGUUGACGUUAUGGACUGGUCUAAUUCUGAUCGACCUCUUCCUUCUGUCACAAAUGAUGCAACAACAACAAGCAAAGAUACCAUAGUCAGUGCAACAUCACCUUUAUCAUUAUCCACACUAGAUCAACUCCCUCUAGUAGAUGCUUAUUUUGCCAGUAUAGCAAGUAAUCAAACCUCUUCAAUUGCAUUCUCCACCAAUGAUUCAUCAUCAUCAUCAUCAUCUGAUGACGAUGAUAACGAAGAUGAGGAAGAUGUAGAAAAUAUUGACUGGUGAUGAUGAUUGAGUCACUUUAUUCUUUUUUUUUUCCUUUUUUUAUUUUUUUUUUUAUUUUUUUAUUUUUUUU